Messenger RNA from Magnolia sinica, 1653 nucleotides. Its product is annotated as DNA-directed RNA polymerase V subunit 1-like. Bases 79 to 1653 code for a protein of 524 amino acids. NCBI's taxonomy places the organism in Eukaryota, Viridiplantae, Streptophyta, Magnoliopsida, Magnoliales, Magnoliaceae. The transcript is spliced from 2 exons. The record is from RefSeq and is a predicted model, not a curated record. Gene Ontology annotation, cellular component: RNA polymerase II, core complex. Gene Ontology annotation, biological process: DNA-templated transcription. Gene Ontology annotation, molecular function: DNA binding.
CUUACUCUUUCAUACACAUAUAAGUUUCCAUCGGCAUGAGCAACGACAAAAGUGCCUUCACUUUCAGGAACCCAUGCGAUGUUGGUGCAUCGACUUGUUGAAAAGCAAAUACGUAGUUCUCAUAGUGGCAGUCUGAAUUUACAACUGGUGCAUGAUUCUUUAUUGUCACUGAAACUCAUGUUUAGGACUUUUUUCUUGAACAAAGCGACUGCGCAACAAUUGGCUAUGUGUGUUUCACCAGUUUUACCAAAACCUGCUUUGCUUAAGGCUCACCGUACAGGUCCUCUGUGGACUGUUUUGCAAAUAGUACAGAGUGCUUUACCUGCAUUUUUUGACUGCUUUGGGGAGAGGCAUUUGAUCAGUAAAAGUGAAAUGGUGAGGAUUGAUUUCAAUAGAGAUUUACUGCAGUCAUCAUUCACAGAGAUUGUUACUUCUGUUCUUGACAAGAAGGGAACAGAAGAGGCGAUUGAGUUCUUUAAUAUGUUGCAGCCAUUGCUGAUGGAGAUUCUCUUUUUAGAAGGAUAUAGUGUUGGCUUGAAUGAUUUUGACAUUCCCAAGGCUGUUACUGAAGAUAUAAAGAAGAAGAUUCAGGACAUAUCACCUUUGCUGCUUCACUUGAGAUCAAAUUACAAUGAACUUGUAGAGUUGCAAGUGGAAAGCUACCUGAAAACUGUAAAACUGCCUAUCAUGACUCGUAUUCUAAAGUUAUCUGCUUUGGGUAAUUUGAUAGAUUCUAAAAAUGAUUCAGCUAUCAGUAAGGUUGUUCAACAACUUGGCUUUUUGGGGCUUCAACUUUUUGACCGAGGGAAGUUUUAUUCAAGGCGUUUGGUUGAAGAUAUGAGUUUCCACUUCCAAAAUAAGUAUUCUGUUAAUGGUGUUGACUAUCCUUCUGAGGCAUUUGGGUUAGUUAAGAGCUCCUUUUUGCAAGGUCUGAUCCCCUAUGAAGAGUUGGUCUAUUCCAUAUCAUCCAGGGAAGUGUUGAUCCGUUCUUCCAGAGGACUUACUGAACCAAGAACUUUGUUUAAAAAUCUAAUGGUCACACUUAGAGAUGUCGUUAUCUGUUAUGAUGGGACAGUGAGAAACCUCUGCAGCAAUUCUAUAAUUCAAUUUGAGUAUGGACAGGUGGACGAAAAUAGUCCUGGAAGUUCUCUUGCUGGUGAACCGGUUGGUGUAUUAGCUGCUACUGCAGUAUCAAAUCCUGCAUAUAAAGCAGUUCUUGAUUCUUCUCAAAGCAACAACUCUUCAUGGGAAUCGAUGAAGGAAAUACUUUUGUGCAAAGUUAACUUCAAGAAUGAUAUUAUUGAUCGGAGAGUUAUUCUAUAUUUGAAUGAGUGCUUCUGCGGGAAAAUGCAUUGCAAGGAGAAUGCAGCAUAUUUAGUUCAGAAUCGUUUGAAAAAAGUCACUUUAAAGGAUGUUGCUUUUGACUUCUCCAUUGAAUACCAAAGGCAUCGACAAAUACCUGUGAUGCAGUUAAUUGACACGAGGAGAUCUACACCAUAUGGUGUUCAACAAAUUCAAAAACUGCUCGGAAUUUCAUGUGCUUUUGGUCAGUCAGUUCAGCGACUGUCAACAUCUAUAAAAAUGGUUGCAAAAGGCAUGCUAAAAGAACAUCUGAUGCUUGUGGCAAAUAUAGAAAUGAACAUAACAUUCUGA